UCACCCAUGGAUCCCCAGCGACUGGUGUUCCCUCCCCUCCCAGCCUCUGUGUUCGGGCUGCUCAUGUACGCAACCACUGUGACCUUGUUUCCUAAAGGCAUUGCAUCUGGGUUAUGUGGUGGCAUGUUCUUGGGAUACGUGGCGUAUGAUCUCACUCACUACUACAUACACCACGGACAACCUUCUACCUCCUACUUCAGAAGGCUGAAGACUUACCACAUACACCACCAUUACAUGCAUCAACAACUGGGUUUUGGAAUCUCCAGUAAAUUGUGGGACUACCCGUUUGGAACCCAAAUUCCCGAAGACGACGAAAAUUCAAAGACUAAAUAG
Messenger RNA from Candidula unifasciata, 333 nucleotides. Lineage: Eukaryota; Metazoa; Mollusca; Gastropoda; Stylommatophora; Geomitridae. The record is from the annotation of a GenBank genome assembly.